ACCACGUUGACCUCGAAGCGGAAGUAGACACGUGUGGUUUCAGGGGAUCACCCCGCAUGCUGUGCUGCUACGAGCCUAAUUCAGUUUCAGGAUCUGAAGUUAACCCCCUUCUUCUUCACCAUGGCUGUGAGAGCUUCAUUUGAGAAAAACAACGACAUCGGCUGCUUCGCUAAACUCACCAACACAUUCUGCCUGGUGGCAAUCGGUGGAUCAGAAAACUUCUACAGUGUGUUUGAAGGAGAAUUGUCUGAAACAAUCCCAGUGGUUCAUGCUUCCAUAGCAGGCUGUCGUAUCAUCGGGAGGAUGUGUGUGGGGAACCGUCAUGGCCUCCUGGUGCCCAACAAUACAACAGACCAGGAGCUGCAGCACAUCAGAAACUGUCUGCCAGACAUCGUGAGGAUCCAGAGAGUGGAGGAGAGGCUGUCUGCUCUCGGUAACGUCAUCGCCUGUAACGACUACGUAGCGCUUGUCCACCCCGACCUCGACAGGGAAACUGAAGAGAUCCUUGCAGACACUCUGAAGGUGGAGGUUUUCCGUCAGACAGUAGCAGAGCAGGUCCUAGUCGGCUCCUACUGCUCGUUUAGUAACCAGGGAGGCCUUGUCCACCCAAAGACAUCUAUAGAGGACCAGGAUGAGCUGUCGUCUCUGUUGCAGGUCCCAUUGGUGGCAGGCACAGUAAACCGGGGCAGUGAGGUCAUAGCGGCGGGGAUGGUGGUCAACGACUGGUGUGCGUUCUGCGGCCUGGACACGACCAGCACAGAACUGUCAGUCAUUGAGAGCGUCUUCAGACUGAGCGACACAGCACAGCCCUCCGCCAUCGCCACUAGCAUGAGAGACUCGUUGAUCGACAGCAUUGCAUAAAUCCCCUCUGCAGAGUCCUGCCGUCAAAGAGCUCUACUACAGAUCAUCUGGUCUCAAACAUGAAGUCAACAAGCUGCUGGACCUCAUUUCUCAACUUCCGACACCUCCCUCCUCCCCGUUCAGUUUACUCUCACUCACAAACCUCAGCUCCCACCUGCAGUUGCUUCACUGUAAUCAUUUUGUACCUUUUUAUAGCAUUUGAUUUAAUCUUAAACUAUUCUUCUGGUUCCAUUAAUCAUUUUUAAAAUCAGCUUUCUGCAAAAAAGAAAAACAAUCUUUCAGUGAGACCUCAUGGCUGCUGCAUGUACCACCUCCUCUGAGUCUGACUUGGGCCACUGGUGAUAAUACAGAAGAUUUUCAAAAGAAAGACUUUAAAAAGUUAUCGACAAAUAAAAGACAAAAGAGCUGCAGGGAAGGUGAAGGAAACUGUCUAUAAAGUGGAGGAAUCAGAUAUUUUAGGCCUUUGUUGCUUUGGUCAAUGUUUUUGAACCCAAACAGGUAGAAUUAACAUUUUCUUCCCUUUUGGAGAACAAAAGAUGCGAAGGCUGUGCGUAUGAGAUGAAAAAACAUUUAUAUUUGUGCCUGUGUCAUCAAAAAGUCUUUAUAGAGAGAAAAUAACUCUGUUUAAUGUGUGUGAACAUGGUGGGAAUUAUUAAAUACUUUGCUAAAACACUGUAUGGAAGCCCUAGGUGGACACAAAUCCCAACUUUUCAUUUAAGUACUGUCUGGUUAUUAUUGUAAAAUCUUGACUGUUUUAUCUCAUUUUGCUGGGACACAAAGCGAAAAGCAAACCCAAAUGCUCUUAACUUUUCUCUUGGUCUGGUUAAUCACAAUGAGCUGAGCAUUUUUGGUUUCCUGAAUCACUGACUCCUAAUUUAUGGUCUGGGAACCAUUGGGGGUCUUUACAAGUGCACGAGUGGCUGAAGCUUUGUCUGUUCUGACGGUUGUCAAAUUGGAUUCGUGAAAUCAUGAUAAAACACUCAGUAAAUACUCACGACAAAGAUCUUCUGUUAGGAAGAGCAUGUGUAGACCUAGUUUCUGGUGGUUUUAUCAAUAAAACAAUUAAAUUGACAUUGAUUUUUGACAGCAGUGUAUCACUUUUUUCAGGUUGGUCUUUGGGGGGGCGCAGCUUUUCUUAUGCACCAGUAGUGGGGUCCCCAAGGGAAAAAGAGGUUGAGAAACACAGCUCUAGAUCAGAGGUUUCCAUGCUUUCCACAGCCUCCAAAAACAACAGUGCUAGAGACUGGGCACCACAAAUGUACCUGGAAGAUGUUAAGGCAUAUAUACAGCCAAGAAUAAACCUGUGCAGACUUGUGUUAAUA
Cheilinus undulatus (humphead wrasse) is the source of this 2183-nucleotide messenger RNA. It is a transcript of the gene eif6, whose product is annotated as eukaryotic translation initiation factor 6. NCBI's taxonomy places the organism in Eukaryota, Metazoa, Chordata, Actinopteri, Labriformes, Labridae. The coding region runs from base 121 to 861 and encodes 246 amino acids. The transcript has 7 exons. The record is from RefSeq and is a predicted model, not a curated record. Gene Ontology annotation, molecular function: ribosomal large subunit binding. Gene Ontology annotation, biological process: assembly of large subunit precursor of preribosome; ribosomal subunit export from nucleus; cytosolic ribosome assembly. Gene Ontology annotation, cellular component: nucleolus; preribosome, large subunit precursor; cytosol.